GUGGCAAAGACUCAUUUCAUUUAAAGAUAUUUGCAAAAUGGUGAAGAUUUUAAAUACAUGAUGACCAAUGACCAUGCAAUAAAGUGUAGACUAUAGAUAUACAUAGUUGGAAAAAGAGUAAGCUAUUUAUUAAUGCAAGGUUAACAUUUUUACAAAAGUAGAUUUUUAAAAGAUUUUAUACAAAAAUAUGUGAAGAACCUGUUAUUUUACUGUAUAAUAACAAAAAUAGUUUGAUUGGUGCUUUUUUAAAACUUUUUUAUUAAAGAAAUGUCAAUCGGGAUUUUAAUUUGUAACUUUCAAGAUGGUAUAUUAUAAUAUUUGUUGGAAAGAGAGUUGGAAAUCUUAGAUAAAAUGGAAAAAUGGAGAGUUGAUUGUUUGUCAAGAACCGGACUAGAAAUAAAAGAUAAAAACGGAGAACCAUUGGUAUUAGGAGAAAGGAAACUUGAAAGACGACAUUUCUUUGGUCUUUGUCCAGUCUGUAAGACUAUUGGAAACCAUAGUUCCUGCUCAGGUUGCUUGAUGGUUUUCUAUUGUUCCAAAGAGUGUCAGAAAAAAGAUUGGAAAGCUCACAAGAUUUUGUGUAAAAUACUUCUAAAACUUCGUGGAAAAAAUAUUCACAUUUUUCACAG
Messenger RNA from Eurytemora carolleeae, 629 nucleotides. RefSeq names its product egl nine homolog 1. NCBI's taxonomy places the organism in Eukaryota, Metazoa, Arthropoda, Copepoda, Calanoida, Temoridae. The record is from RefSeq and is a predicted model, not a curated record.